Molecule: messenger RNA, 3036 nt
Organism: Apus apus (common swift)
Lineage: Eukaryota; Metazoa; Chordata; Aves; Apodiformes; Apodidae
Gene: PPP2R5D
Product: protein phosphatase 2 regulatory subunit B'delta
Exons: 16
Coding region: 1-2127 (708 amino acids)
Biological process (GO): signal transduction; protein dephosphorylation
Cellular component (GO): cytosol; protein phosphatase type 2A complex; nucleus
Molecular function (GO): protein phosphatase activator activity
Source: RefSeq, a predicted model, not a curated record
AUGGGGGGGGGGCACCGCGCCGGGCCCGUCCCGCCCGGAGCCGCCGGGGCCGGGCCCCGACCGGCGCUGCCCCGGAAGUGCCGCUGCCCGCAGCCCCGCCCCGCCCCCGGGGGCGUGCCCGGCGCCGCAGGGCGCUCGGCUGAACCAAUGAGAAAAAUCAGCUGCGCUUGCGUCAGCGCCGCGCGGCGCCGGCGGCGGCUGUUGCUAGGCAGGCCGGCCCGGCUGGCCCAAUGGGAGCGGGGCGCUGCGGCCGGGCCCGGGCGCAGGCGGCGGCGGCGGCGGGCGCGGAGCGGCUGGGGCCCGGCGCUCACCAUGCCCUACAAGCUGAAGAAGGAGAAGGAGUCGCCGAAGUCUACCAAGAGCGCCACAAAGCCUGGCAGCAGCAGCAGCAGCAGCAGCAGCGGGAAGGAUGGCGGGGCAGAGAACUCGGAAGAGGCCCAGCAGCCGCAGCAGCAGCAGCCACAGCAGCAGCAGCCAACUUCAAAUAAGCGGCCCAGUAACAGUGCUCCCCCACCAACCCAGCUGAAUAAGAUUAAGUAUUCAGGGGGACCCCAGAUUGUAAAGAAGGAGCGCCGGCACAGCUCUUCUCGCUUCAACCUGAGCAAAAACCGGGAACUGCAAAAGCUCCCAGCCCUUAAAGAUGCUCCUCCACACGAACGAGAAGAGCUUUUCAUCCAGAAGCUGCGGCAGUGCUGCGUGCUUUUUGACUUCAUCUCUGACCCCCUCAGUGACCUGAAGUUCAAGGAGGUGAAACGAGCAGGUCUCAACGAGAUGGUGGAAUACAUCACACACAACCGUGAUGUUGUCACUGAGGCCAUCUAUCCUGAGGCUGUUAUCAUGUUUUCAGUGAACCUCUUCCGGACGCUGCCACCAUCAUCCAAUCCCACAGGCGCGGAGUUUGACCCUGAGGAAGAUGAGCCUACAUUAGAGGCUGCCUGGCCACACCUUCAGCUGGUGUAUGAGUUCUUCCUCCGGUUCCUGGAAUCACCUGACUUUCAACCAAACGUAGCCAAGAAAUACAUUGACCAGAAGUUUGUACUAUCUCUGCUGGAUCUCUUUGACAGUGAAGACCCCAGAGAGCGAGACUUCCUAAAGACUAUUCUGCACAGGAUCUAUGGGAAGUUCCUGGGUCUGCGAGCGUAUGUGAGGCGGCAGAUCAACAAUAUAUUUUACAGGUUCAUUUAUGAAACAGAGCACCACAAUGGGAUUGCAGAGCUUCUGGAGAUCCUGGGAAGCAUAAUCAAUGGGUUUGCUUUGCCUCUGAAGGAAGAGCACAAGAUGUUCCUCAUCAGGGUCUUGUUACCACUGCACAAGGUGAAGUCUCUCAGUGUCUACCACCCACAGCUGGCGUACUGUGUUGUACAGUUCUUGGAGAAAGACAGCAGCUUGACAGAGCCAGUGAUUGUGGGCUUGCUGAAGUUCUGGCCAAAAACUCACAGUCCCAAGGAGGUGAUGUUUUUAAAUGAGCUGGAGGAGAUCCUGGACGUGAUUGAGCCAUCUGAGUUUGUCAAAGUUAUGGAACCCUUGUUCAGGCAGUUGGCCAAGUGUGUCUCCAGCCCACACUUCCAGGUGGCAGAACGGGCGCUGUACUAUUGGAACAAUGAAUAUAUCAUGAGCCUGAUCAGCGAUAACGCAGCCAAAAUUCUCCCGAUCAUGUUUCCAGCACUCUACAAGAACUCCAAGAGUCACUGGAACAAGACAAUCCAUGGGCUGAUCUACAAUGCACUGAAGCUGUUCAUGGAGAUGAACCAAAAGCUUUUUGAUGACUGCACGCAGCAAUACAAGGCAGAGAAGCAGAAGGGAAGGUUCAGGAUGAAGGAACGGGAAGAAAUGUGGCAGAAAAUAGAGGAGCUGGCCCGGCUGAACCCCCAGUACCCCAUGUAUUAUGCACCUCCAUCAUUGCCCUCUGUCUGCUGUAUGGAAACGGAGACCCCAACUGCAGAGGAUAUACAGCUACUGAAGAAAACAGUGGAGACAGAGGCUGUGCAGAUGCUGAAAGAGAUUAAGAAGGAUAAAGUUUUGCUGCGCCGGAAAUCUGAGCUUCCUCAGGACGUCUACACUAUAAAAGCCCUGGAGGCCCACAAGAGAGCAGAAGAAUUUCUCACCUCAAGCCAGGAGGCUCUCUGACGGGCUCAGGAGCUGGCCCAGGAAGCUCUGCCCCAUCCCUUUCCCCCAGGGGUCAUGGAAAUGCACUCGGUUCUCAUGUAUAAAUUAAGGAAUGAACAUGGUGAGCUGUGCCUGUCCUCCACUCCAUCCGCAUCCCUCCAGGGUAGAUCUGUUUUUACGUUAUAACUUGUAUCUCACCACUGUCAUGUCCUCCUGCAUUUCCUUCUUUCCUCCUGCUUUUCCACCUUGGAUAUGCAUGUGUGAAGGAAGCCUGCCUGACCUGCAGUUGCAUCAGUCCAGGCAGGAGUUGCUUCAUUUCCAGAUUCUGCCUGGGAGCCAGAGCCUGGCUGCCCUGCAGUGCAGGCUCUGUGUAGCCGUAGGCUACCGCGUGUGGCACAGUGUGCUGCUGCAAGCCCCAAGUGCCCAUCUCUGCCAUGCCUGUGCCCAUGCUGCCUGUGCAGCCAAGCCCUGCAGUGGUCAGAGAUCAGGCUGAGCUGGGGGCAGGAGCCUGUGACAGAGUUUCUGGGGGCUCUGCUGCCUCUCCGCCCUGCCUUGGGGUGCUGCUUCGCAGCCGGAGGGUCUCGCAUACAGCGGAGGAGACGUUUACUUCCACCUUUCUUUUGCUUCAAGCCCCUUGUUCUGUUCCCCUGUCAGCGGAGAGGGGGUUCAGUGCUUCACCACCCCUAGUAAAGCUGGGUGCAAGCACUAGAUACUAUUGCAGCCCUUCCUUUAGAGCAUCCUUGGAAGCUCUCUUGGGGGAAAGUUAAUUCCUUCAGCUGUUUGUGUUGAUCCAUGCUGACUUGUCUCCAUCCCGGUGUCUUGGGUUAAUUGUGGGCCCAGAAUUAACUUCCUUGUUUGUAGCAGGUGUCAGCCACUGACUUCUGCUUUCUUCCUCUAGCUGCUCUAUUAAAAUACUCCUGCAGCUCUCCA